AUGGAGGAUCAGCUGUGCAGAAGCCUACUCCACAGAACAGGACUUACUUCAGCAGAGCUCUGGUGCCUACUGAGUCUGCCCCUUGAGUGUUCUGGUUGUGGAGGUGAAUUUAGGAAAAUUCUGAAAACUCUGAGUCUGCGUGCUGCAUCAGCGCCCCCUGUGCCUUGCGCACCGCGGCCCUGGGGCCUAAGGGCCAGCGCCAUCCAGAUGCUGCACAGUGACCCCAAUCUGCUCUCGGUGCAUAAAUUCACAGAGAAACAUGAAUGGAUAACAACAGAAAAUGGUACUGGAACAGUGGGAAUCAGCAAUUUUGCAGAGGAAGCUUUGGGAGAUGUUGAUUACUGUAGUCUGCCUGAAAUUGGGACAAAACUGAACAAACAAGAUGAGUUUGGUGCUUUGGAAAGUGUGAAAGCUGCUAGUGAACUCUAUUCUCCUUUAACAGAAGCAACUGAAAUUAAUGAAGCUCUUGCAGAAAAUCCAGGACUUGUCAACAAAUCUUGUUAUGAAGAUGGUUGGCUGAUCAAAAUGACAUCGAGUAACCCUUCGGAACUAGAUGAACUAAUGAGUGAAGAAGCAUAUGAGAAAUACAUAAAAUCUAUUGAGGAGUGAAAAAUGGAACUCCCCCCUAAAUAAAGUAGUAUGAAACAACUUAAAAAAAAA
This is a messenger RNA of Phyllostomus discolor (pale spear-nosed bat), 660 nucleotides long. RefSeq names its product glycine cleavage system H protein, mitochondrial-like. The record is from RefSeq and is a predicted model, not a curated record. Gene Ontology annotation, biological process: glycine decarboxylation via glycine cleavage system; protein lipoylation. The transcript has 2 exons. Gene Ontology annotation, cellular component: mitochondrion; glycine cleavage complex; cytoplasm. Bases 1 to 609 code for a protein of 202 amino acids. NCBI's taxonomy places the organism in Eukaryota, Metazoa, Chordata, Mammalia, Chiroptera, Phyllostomidae.